Molecule: messenger RNA, 1529 nt
Organism: Ipomoea nil (Japanese morning glory)
Lineage: Eukaryota; Viridiplantae; Streptophyta; Magnoliopsida; Solanales; Convolvulaceae
Product: pentatricopeptide repeat-containing protein At5g56310-like
Exons: 1
Coding region: 57-1499 (480 amino acids)
Biological process (GO): RNA modification
Molecular function (GO): RNA binding; protein binding
Source: RefSeq, a predicted model, not a curated record
CUGCCGGAAUAUUUUUAGUUCAGACCGGAGCAGCCAUUGCAUAAUUGCAUUGCUAAAUGCUCCCGCCAAAAUCAAGUCUCCCGCGGAAUUUCCGACGUCUCGUUAGCUUCCGUACCGAGGUCUCGUCUCCUCCUCCGCCGGCGAAGCCUCCUCGCCUCUCUCUCCUUGCGGACCAUUGCACCUCAAUGGACCAACUGAAGCAAAUCCACGCCCAAAUGAUCAUCACCGGCCGUAUCCACGACAACUACGCCGCCAGCCGCAUAUUCUCCUUCGCCGCUCUUUCUCUCGCCGGCGACCUUACUUACGCGUUGGAACUUUUCGGUAGCAUCCGGCAGCCCAACACAUUCAUGUGGAACACCCUAAUUAGAGCCCAAGCGAGUAGCUCAAAACCACAAGAAGCCUUGUUUCUCUACGUGAAGAUGCGCAGGCUCUGCGUUGUUCCUGGUAAACACACGUUCCCUUUUUUACUCAAAGCUUGCUCCAGCUUAAAGCGAUUUGACGUUAUUCAACAAGUCCACACCCAUGUUUUCAAGUUCGGGUUGGAUUUAGAUUUACAUGUGGUCAAUGGACUGAUCAGGGCGUUCUCUGUUUCCGCUGCCUUGAACAGUGCCCGUAAACUGUUCGACGAAUUUCCUGAGAGAAACUUAACGAUAUGGACGACAAUGGUGUGUGGGUAUGCUCAGAAUGCCAGUCCGGAUGAAGCAAUUAAAUUGUUCAAACGAAUGAUUGCAGAUGGGGUGGAGCCAAAUGCCGCCACUCUAGCCUCCGUGCUAUCAGCUUGUGCACAAGCCAGCUGCUUAGAAUUAGGGCAACAGAUUCAUGUAUACAUGGAGGGGAAAGAUAUAGGAAUGGGAGUGAUCCUAGGAACAGCAUUAGUAAACAUGUAUGCCAAGAACGGAGCAAUAACGGAAGCCACAAAGUUCUUCAGUAGCAUGAAGGAGAAGAACAUUGCAACUUGGAACGCGAUAAUCGGUGGCUUGGCAGCUCACGGGCACGCAAAAGAAGCAAUCCACUUAUUCAACAAUCUAGUGGAAUCAGAAGGAAAUGUGAAGCCAAAUGAUGUUACAUUGUUAGGGGUUUUAUCUGCCUGCUGCCAUGCCGGAUUCCUAGACUAUGGCCGCCAAGUUUUCAACUCCAUGAAAAACUUGUAUGGCAUAGAGCCCAAGAUAGAGCAUUAUGGCUGCAUGGUGGACCUUCUAGGGCGAUGCGGGGAGCUGUUAGAAGCGGAGCAGCUGAUACGAGGAAUGGUUUGGAAGGCGGACGUGGCUAUUUGGGGAUCCCUGUUAAGAUCGUGUCAGAGCCAAGGGAAUAUAGAUGUAGCGGAACGAGUGGUGAAAGAGAUCCUUGUUUUGGAUCCCAACAAUCAUGGAGUUUAUGUUGGUUUGUCCAAUGUGUAUGCGGAGUUAGGAAGAUGGGAGGAUGUGUUGCAACUAAGGAAGGAAAUGAAACAAGGGAGUCUAAAGAAAACACCUGGGUGGAGCUAUGUAAAUACGAAAUAGAUAAGCCUUGCUUAAUGAAUUUUGCCAAAG